Molecule: messenger RNA, 1142 nt
Organism: Phaedon cochleariae (mustard beetle)
Lineage: Eukaryota; Metazoa; Arthropoda; Insecta; Coleoptera; Chrysomelidae
Source: the annotation of a GenBank genome assembly
GCCACAUCCGACUGAAGCCCUUAUCAAUUUUGACUCAUGAUAUUGUUCAUUUUUGUUGAUCGUUCGUCGUGAAAUAGCUUAGUGAAAAUUGAAAGUUCCCAUAAGUUGAUGGGUUUAAGGAAAUGCUGGAUCCAGAAUACGAUUACUUCCUUGAAGAAGAUAAAUUGGGAAUGACUGUCACGUCGGGGAGCAUCACUAUCAAGAAGGACGACAACAACCUCAUUGGCAUCAGUAUUGGAGGUGGCGCCCCAUUGUGCCCAUGCCUUUAUAUUGUGCAGAUUUUUGAUAAUACGGCUGCCUGUCGUGAUGGUACCUUACAAUCGGGGGACGAACUGGUAUCUGUCAAUGCACAGUCAGUUAAAGGAAAGACCAAAGUGGAGGUGGCCAAGAUGAUACAAGCAGCAAAAGUAUUAUCAGAUAUGGGAACAUAUUUAUACAAAGCAAUUCCUGAUACAAGAUUAACUGUUAAGAAAUAUGCCGAUGCCAAAUUCGAAUACCUAGCGUAUUGUUUGAAAGUGAAGGAAAUGGACGAUGAAGAGUGCAGUUAUGCUGCUUUACAAGAACCCCUUUAUCGAGUGGAGACAGGGAAUUAUGAAUACAGGUUGAUUCUACGUUGCCGUCAAUUAGCUAGAGCCAGAUUUGCCAAAUUGAGAGCUGAUGUUCUGGUUAAAAUGGAACUUCUGGACAAUAAACACGUCCAAUCACUUGGAGGUCAUUUAGUGAAGCUGAUCAAAGGUUUAUCAGAUAUGCAUUCUAAUGUUUUGACAUUCUUCGAUGGACCAGCACUAUUUCCAGUAGAAGUUGAUCUAUCAACUAGUGCAUUCCAGUAUAAAUCCACGACUCCAGUGGUCCAGUAUACCGACGAGGAAGAUAAACACAUAGAAGACGGGGAGGAGAUAUCAGAACACGAAAGUGAUCUCAUUUCUCAAUUCGAGAAAACAAUCAUUGGCGAACCCACCUCAGACACGUUGCUUCCUGAUCUUCAAUCGUCAGAUAUUCAGAGUGAACCAAAUUAUGAUGAAAUGGAUAAUCUCACGCUUCUUUCUUCACUCGGUAUCAAUGGGAGUCCACAAGAAACGGAACUAUCUCAUGUAACAGAUUUAUUAAAUCUAUAAUAAACAAGGUGUCUUAUUUCAUCUUCA